CUCCCACCCCCCCCGCCCACCAUGACCUCCCCCACCGUCCUCAUCAUCGGCUGCCAGGGCGCCCUUGGCAAGGCCUGCGUCGAGACCUUCCAGACCGCUGGCUACGACAUCACCCAGGUCAGCCGCGCCGAGACGGCCUCCGUCGAUGGCAAGCACAUCAUCGUGGCCUCGGCCGCCACCAACUCCGUGGAGGCCAUGCUCGAGGCCAUCCCGGCCGCCUUCCGCGAGAAGGACCUCUACGACGUGAUCAUCUGCCCGGCCGGCGGCUGGGUCGGCGGCUCGGUGGCUGACCCGGUGGCUUUCGCCAAGGGCGUCGAUGCCUCUGUCAGCCAGAGCAUCGUCAGCAGUGCCGUGGCCGCCGCCAUCGCCGGCAGCAGCCUGAAGGCCAACGGUAUCCUUGCCCUGGUGGGCUCUGCUGGUGCCCUUGGGCCGACUGCCGGCUUCAUGGGUUACGGUCUUGCCAAGGCCGCCGUCCACCACCUGGUGACUUCCCUCGGCCAGGCUGACUCUGGCAUGCCUGCCGACUCCAUUGCCGUGGGCUUCCUCCCCAACACCCUCGACACCCCUAGCAACCGCAGCUGGGCCGCCGCCGACACCGACUUCUCCUCCUGGAACCCGAUCACCGUCAUCCCCGAGGCGGUUAUCGCCUGGGCCAAGGGCACCGAGGAGCGCCCCGCCAGCGGCGCCAUCUUCAACGUCAAGACCGUCGCCGGCAAGACCAGCUUCGUCAAGCUCUGAGCCACUUGGACUGGUGUGCCUCUGGCGCCCCCCCCCUCCCCCUCCCUGCGCGCUCUCACCUCGAUGUACAAUAUACACCGUCCACAUGCACA
Molecule: messenger RNA, 830 nt
Organism: Fonticula alba
Lineage: Eukaryota; Rotosphaerida; Fonticulaceae
Exons: 6
Coding region: 22-738 (238 amino acids)
Biological process (GO): L-phenylalanine catabolic process; tetrahydrobiopterin biosynthetic process
Cellular component (GO): cytoplasm
Molecular function (GO): NADPH binding; NADH binding; 6,7-dihydropteridine reductase activity
Source: RefSeq, a predicted model, not a curated record